AUCCUUGUUAUCACUAUUUUUGAUAACAAGGGUCAUUGUUAUUUAUAUUUAAGACUAAUAACUCAUUAAAAGCCGUGUGAUCGUUUAGUAAUAGUUAAAGAUAUUUGAAUAGUUUAUAUAUAAAAUGUUAUCUUUAAUAGAGAGAAACAUUCUUAAACCCUUAACUCUAAUAAGUCGAGGUGUUCAUAGCCAAUACCUUAUUACAAAAGAAAGUAAUGGUACUCGGGAAAUAACGUUAAAUCAUGAAAAAACAAAAAAUUCACUGUCUCUUGUUAUGAUGGAAAACCUUAUAACGGCCAUAAAUGAAAAUAAAAAUGAUACCUCUCUGAGGGCUAUCAUCUUAUCAGCAAAAGGCAAUGUUUUUUCAGCUGGCCAUAAUUUGAAAGAAUUGCAAAUUUCCACUGGAACCGAUCAACACAAAUUAAUAUUCAAUAAGGCGACAGAAUUAAUGAAAUCUAUAAUUCAAAGUCCAGUACCAGUGAUAGCUAAGGUAAAUGGGUUUGCAACUGCAGCAGGUUGUCAAUUAGUAGCCACCUGUGACAUAAUAAUUUGUUCUGACAAAAGCAAAUUUUCAACACCCGGAGCCAAUUUCGGUAUAUUUUGUUCAACACCAGGCAUAGCAUUAGGAAGAAGUGUUCCAAAAUCUAGAGCGAUGCACAUGCUGUUAACUGGUGAACCAAUUAAUGCACAAGAAGCAUAUGAUAGUGGUCUGGUAACUAAAGUAGUCCCAGCAGAUAAAUUAGACGAAGAAGUCAGUCGAAUUGUUGAGCAAAUAAAACACAAGAGUCGCUGUGUUAUUGCACUUGGAAAAGAAUUUUUCUACAAACAAAUCAAUCUAGAUACACUUGAUGCUUAUAAGUUAGGUGAAGAUAUUAUGGUACAGAAUGUCAAUUCAAAUGACGGCCAAGAAGGAAUUCAGAGUUUUGUUGAAAAGCGUAAAGCAUCUUGGAGCCAUAAAUAAUUUUACUAAUAUUUAAAAUAUGUUUCAAUGGUUGUCUUGGACCAUCAUGUCUGUUAACAAAUGCUAGUUAAAGUGGGUAAUAAAUAACACAAUUUUAUUAUUUACACCUAUAUUUAUUUUCCACUAACUUAGUGUAUAUCCAAAGCAAGUAUAAGAAUAAUGUUCAAAAGCAUAAUUCUGUCACAUACACAUGAAAACAUUUUUGGCCGAAAUAUUUUUCUUUAUAUACAUAAGGUUAACUUAGAAAUUAAAAAACUAUGAACUUUAUAUU
Molecule: messenger RNA, 1232 nt
Organism: Nymphalis io (European peacock)
Lineage: Eukaryota; Metazoa; Arthropoda; Insecta; Lepidoptera; Nymphalidae
Product: enoyl-CoA hydratase domain-containing protein 3, mitochondrial
Exons: 7
Coding region: 125-961 (278 amino acids)
Cellular component (GO): mitochondrion
Molecular function (GO): hydro-lyase activity
Source: RefSeq, a predicted model, not a curated record